Cynocephalus volans (Philippine flying lemur) is the source of this 1848-nucleotide messenger RNA. RefSeq lists its product as uncharacterized. Lineage: Eukaryota; Metazoa; Chordata; Mammalia; Dermoptera; Cynocephalidae. The transcript is spliced from 4 exons. The record is from RefSeq and is a predicted model, not a curated record. The coding region runs from base 202 to 477 and encodes 91 amino acids.
GCCACUUCAUGCUGCUAUGUCGAAAGGGCCAUUAUUAUUAUUAUUUCUAAUAGUAAAAGGGAAAGGGAGAGAGGUUGAGAGAGAGAGAGAAGCUAGGUAUGAUGAUGACGGACUAGCCUUUCUGAGAGGAAAAGGAAAGGGGAAGGGAGAGAAAAAGGAGAGACCCUGAGCUGAACGAAGGAUUGUGCCUGAGAAGAACCUAUGGAGUUUCAUUUUUGGAGGCGGCGCAGGAAAGCUCAGCUUCCAGUCCGAUGGGGAGAAGCGACGAUCAGCAUAAACGACAGAGUUACAGUCUCUAGAUCUGGUGUAUCGCUUCCUGCCCCCGCCUCCCCUCCCCGCCCCGGUUCUGCGUCCUCUGUUGAAACACCUCGCCCAGCCCCGCGCCCUGCGAGCUCGCAGUCCCCCCCCUCGCUCGGAUGCUGCUCCGGGAGGCCGUGCGGCCCGGCUCCACGUCCAACGGGAAUGUCUCCGCAGUGAAAAGACAGACUGCAGAGAUUGCUAUAUUCAUGGAACCGCAAGCCAACUAUGAAGUUGCAACAAAGAAAGUGAUCACCUGAAGACAUCUCUCCUGCUAAGCAACACACUCAAAGGGUGCAGUUUCAGCCAGUAGAACUCUCAGAACAAGAGGCAAUCUUUUCAAGAGACAGAAAAACUUAAUAAUGACCUCUAGAUUUCUAAUGAGCCAAGAACUUUCCCUUCCUCAUGUGUAUUCCUCUGUUUGUAUUUAAAUUCAUGUGACAUUUAUUUUUUUCCUAGUACAGACAUGCUUCUUAAUGCCCUAGUUUUAAAAUCUAAAAUUGCACAAAUAUCUUAACAUUUUAAGAAACAAAAUUAAUGCUAUAAGAAGAAUGAUUUUUAGCCACACAAAGAGUUUGAUCUCAACAGUGACCUAAAGAAUAAAAAGUACUUUUGAAAUAACAAAGAAGUCAGAGGCAAUUGAAAGGAUAAAGCAGUGGUAGAAACUCAUACUGCAACAUAGAAAUACAUUUUUUGACCCGACACUAACCAAUCAACCACUGUUUUUAUCAAGCAAGCUUUGUUCCCUGAGAUAUGGUCACUGUUUCUAAAGAGCUUAAAUCUAGUAUACAGAAUUAUGUGAACUUUUGAAAGAUAAGUAAUAGAUCAGGUCAGUAGAUGCUAAGAGCAAAAACAAAACAGAACAAAACAAGAUGUAAACAAUGAGCUCAGAGAGGUUCUCUGUAAGGUAGGUAAAAUCAGCUUAUUUAAGGAAGAAAUUUCACAAAAGAGAAAAAUAUGAGAUGAAUCUUGAAGGAUGCCAAAAGUUUAGAUAAAUGGGAAGAAGGAAAAAAUAGGGUCCUUUAGGUGGAUGUCCUAGAAAGCCAUAGAGGAAGAAAUCCACAUGGUGAGUUUAGGCAAUUAUGAAUACACACGUCUUUACCCCAGACGUUCAGUACCUCUCUGAAUAUAUCUGGUAAAGACUUUGCACAUACACCUCCCCUUUCCCACCCCAGCUGUCACCUAGAAUUAUAAUCAUAUUCCUUUGCCAUUAAAGCAAGUGAUGAUGAUUGGUGAUAAUAUGGACAAUUUGUGAUUUUUCUGUAAACCUAAUAAUAAUCAGUAUUUCCUGAGUUCUCACUAUAUAUUGAGCAUUUUGCAUAAUAACUCACUUAAGCCUCACAACAACUAUGCAAGAUGUAUAUUAUUACUUCCAUUUUACUGGCAAGAAAACUGAGGUUUAAUGAGGCUAAGUGACUUGCCAAAGUGCCACAUACAGUGUUCACAUUCGGGAUUGCAAUUAGGAAGCUCGUGAUCUAAAGCACUGUCAUAAUGUUGUGAUCAGCGUCACAAUGUUACCACGAUUUUCUGUAUUCCUUGAUAUUUUUCUGU